Messenger RNA from Paracoccidioides brasiliensis Pb18, 1116 nucleotides. RefSeq lists its product as uncharacterized. Bases 1 to 1116 code for a protein of 371 amino acids. The transcript has 3 exons. The record is from RefSeq and is a predicted model, not a curated record.
AUGGCGACAGCAGAUAUCCUCACCCCCACCCCGGCCCACAUGCCUCCCACCUUCAAUGGAGCCAACGUAUUAAAACCCGACGCCACUGGCAUUGUGGACGCCUCUUCCCCUGAGGAAUCCAUUCGGUUUGAUCCACAGAAACAUCUCCAGUUCUCUCCUCCAUCGAAAGUCCAUUCUAUGAAGGAGCUUGAGUAUAGCCACGACGUUGGGCUCUCACCAAUUGGUGUCUCCGACCCAUUCCCGCUGUUUUCUCCUGAAGCCAUUUUCCAGAUGCGAAAAGAGGUUCUUAAUGAUCAAGUCUGGGCAAAAUAUCAUUUCUCUAGCAAUCUGUCCCAGAGCCAGCUGCGAGGAUAUGCUCCUAAAUAUGCUCCUUUUGUUUAUGAUGCGUGGAGAAGCCCAGAGGUUCUGGGAAUCGUUUCAACAAUUGCUGGAAUCGAUCUUGUCCCUUCAAUGGACUGGGAGUUAGGGCAUGUCAACAUUUCUGUCCUACCACAGGCUAAGAAAGCGCUUCCUGGUCCUGAGGAGGAUGGGGAGGAGAAGCCUGUCGUGGAUUGGCAUACAGAUAGCUAUCCAUUUGUCUGCGUGACAAUGCUCAGUGACUGUACGAAUAUGGUAGGCGGCGAAACGGCAGUGAGGAAAGGGGAUGGAUCCAUCCUCAAAGUCAGAGGGCCGCAGAUGGGAUGUGCGAUUGUACUCCAAGGUCGAUAUAUUGAGCAUCAAGCCCUACGCGCUAUGGGUAAAACCGAGAGAAUCACGAUGGUAACAUCAUUCCGCCCGCGCUCAGCGAUCAUCCGCGACGACACCGUUUUAACAACCGUUCGCGCAGUAUCUGACCUCUCGGAGCUAUACUUGCAGUUUUCUGAGUACAGGCUUGAGAUGCUUGAGGAACGAAUCCGGAUCCAGCUCAAAGAGAUCCGCAAUAGGAGACGCGCGGGAAGAAACUUCAACACAAAGGCGAUGAAGAAGUUCCUGGUCGAACAGGAGAAAUUCCUCGCCCACAUGAAUAAUGAAAUGGUCGAAGACGAACUGGUGCCAAAAGGCUACACAGACGAUAGCCAUUUGGUUUCCGAGGAACUCAAAGCACGCUUUAGAAAGCGAUUCAGUGCUACUUCUUAG